This is a messenger RNA of Cryptotermes secundus, 5814 nucleotides long. RefSeq names its product zinc finger protein basonuclin-2. Gene Ontology annotation, biological process: regulation of DNA-templated transcription. NCBI's taxonomy places the organism in Eukaryota, Metazoa, Arthropoda, Insecta, Blattodea, Kalotermitidae. The record is from RefSeq and is a predicted model, not a curated record. Gene Ontology annotation, cellular component: nucleus.
UGGGCUUCGGUUGCUUCGUGGUUUUUCCGCCCCGACUCUUCACCACUCACCUGCACCACUACAAACACCAAUACUACAACUACCGGUAGUUCCUGCACCAGCAGAACUACCAAUACCAUCACCAGUAGGUCACCCGCUGAUCCCGCCACCGUCAGCGACAGACACCUCACUCUUGUGCCGGCCAUUUGCACGGCUAUCCGUUGUACUGUGCCGAGCUGUUCCUGUGAGUGCUUCAGGCCAGGCAAGAUGAACAUUCGUUACUGCGACACAUGCAACCAUAGUUGGGUCCCGCAUGCGCUGGACAAGCUGGGGUUCCGGCAUGUGUACGGACAGAGCCCUGUGGAGCCCGUCCAGCCCAAUGUUGCUUUCGACAUCGCCAGUCUGGUUCUGUACGGCUGUCAGGCGCUACCCAUCAGGCUCAAGAUUCUUCUGGACAGGCUGUUCUCUGUACUGCAGCGCGAGGAGGUCCUUCAAGUCCUGCACGGCUUCGGCUGGACACACGAGGACUACGCCCGGGGGUACAUCCUCCAGGAACCCCACGGGGGCGUGCUUGACCGGUGGAAUAUCUGCAGCCCAGAGGAGGAGCCCUUAGUUUUGCAGCAGUUCCUCAGGUUUGGAGAGACGCGAGCCAUCACUCAACAGUUGCUGCUAGCACAACAGGAUUUACACCCGCCCUCCUCCACCUCAUGUUCAUCCUCCAGUGAUAGCCGAAACGUGGCACCAGGCUCCCAUCUACACCAGCUUAGGAUAGACUCAGAUAUCAAGAAGUUCAUAGAAAGGACUAGCAGUCGCGUUGCGCCUAUCAAACAUCAGGACGGAGAAGAGAGGGAGAGAGAGCGAGAUCGUGAGAAAGACAGAGAAAGAGAGAGAGAUAAGGAAAGAGAGAGGUCGUCAAAAUCUCUUCAACAACAACAAUCGUUCCAUAGCUUGCAACAACUCCCUCACAGAACUCACAAACAGCGGACAGUAUCUCCUACCAGAAGACCUUCCCCACCAACAACGUCAGCCUCCCAUCACGUAUCACACCAUGUCCACCCUCUCCAUCUAGGCCUACAUCACUCCACGUCACAUCCUAGCCACGUAAGUCUCCCAUCAACUAGGCCACCUCCACCGCCACCCAUGUCUCCACUUCAGAAACCGGCCCCUGUCAAUCUACUGAAACUACCUCCAGCAGCACUGCCUUGCACGACAUCCUCGCCACCCAGCAGCAUUAGCAGCAAUCCCAUCAGCGUGUCGCCACUCAACAGGCUGCAAAGUAUGCAGCCCUUCGACUUCCGUAAGAUCGGUGGCUUCCCGGGAGGAAUAGGAAGUGCUCCGCGGGGUGGCAGCGGAAGUCCAGAACUUCACCAUCCUCAAAUGCGGAGGAGAAUAUCGGAAACUUCAGACACCAGUCCCCCAGGACUCAUGAAUCUAAGCAUCACCAGCCCCACUUCCCUUUGUCUACCACCACCUCAACCUCCCCCUCCUGUAUCCACUAGUUCUGCUGUUCCUGUCAGUUUCAACCACUCUGCAAUGGCUGCAGCGGUUGCUUCAGCGGGACCCCUAGCUGCGGCCAGUUUAGUAGCUUCAUCAUUGCCUUGUCUCAUUUCAUCUGUCUCAACGCCAGGAAGCAAGUCUCCAUCAGUCAUGGGAACCGACUUCAUGAGCGGAGGAGGCAGUAGCGAAUUCGGAUCUGAUGAUGAUGACGACGAUGAGGAAAAUUCGCAUAGUGCACUUAAUUUAAGUAGAGACGGUGCUAUUAUGAAGCCUAAGCAGCGCCAUGGCCACAUUCGAAAAGCCACAACACCUAUGAAAAGGCACUGGGGAUCUGGGACAGAGUUGCCUCUCAAUCUGGGAACACAGCUCAUUAAUCCUGCAACAGGAAAGAAGCGAGUGCAAUGCAAUGUGUGUCUGAAGACGUUCUGUGACAAGGGUGCACUCAAGAUCCAUUUCUCAGCCGUGCACCUCCGGGAGAUGCACAAGUGCACUGUGGAGGGCUGCAACAUGAUGUUUAGCUCGCGCCGCUCUCGCAACCGACACAGUGCCAACCCCAACCCAAAACUCCAUUCACCUCACCUUCGACGUAAGAUUUCUCCUCACGACGGGCGAAGUGCCCAGUCUCACCCAUUACUUAUCCCUCCACCUUCUGGCCUGUCCCUCUCUGCAGCUGCGGCUGCAGCACUCAACCCCUUAUCUUUCAGCCCAUUUCCUCUCCUAACACCACCGCCUGAACUUCGACAUCAAACUGCCGCUUCGGCCCUUUCAACAAUGGACCCAAAACAGAGCCUCGAUCUGAGCAUGCACAGGUACGACGAUAACCGUAAUAAUACGACAUCGUCAGACGAGACUCCAACGGCACUUAACCUAAAUAACCACCAGACAGAUGACGAUAAUGACGAUGCUUAUGACGACGAUGAAGAGGGCAUCGUAGUGGACGGCGGUGCUGAUGACGAUGAACCUGAAGUAACAGAAGCGAGACAGGCAAACGGUAGCCCGGAGAAAGACGACUGUGGCACUUUGGUAAAACGGGUAAAACUAUCUGAAUCUGAUAUGGACGAAAUGACUAGCAAUUUGGACAGCAACGAGGACUCUCUCAGUGUUGUAGAUACUCACAGCCUAAAGGAAGAGAACGGAGCUGAAUGCGCUGUUUUCACUUCGAAAAGUGUUAGGAAACGAAAGAACCAAAACCCUACUCGUUGUGCUAUACCAUCCAUAAUGGGACAUAACGACCUCAUGUCUGACGAAGAUUCGUCAAGUGACGCAGUGUAUGCUGCUGCGACACCUGAGGAAAACGUCAUUGAUAUACAACAGUGUAUAACAAUGGACCAGCGACAGAAUCAACAGCAACAAAAACAUCAUGAACAGCAGCAGCAGCAGCAGCAAUCACCCCAAGAACAAUGCUUGGACCCUCCUGACUCGGGCGUACCUCCUGAGAGCAGUAAUAGAGCCAGUGGAGAUACUGAAAUCGUUGACGUGCAUAUGGACGAAGACGAGCCUGAUCCGACCCAUCUGGGAGGAAACAGCCAAAUGGAAGACGUGCAUGAUGAGGUUAAUGAGAAAGAAAGAAAUGAAGUUAAGAUUGAAAAUCGAGAACGAAUAGAGGAAUCAGGGAGAGACGAUUCUAAUGAAAUUAAAACAAGUGUAACUCCUCUCAUUCCAGCCGACAAGCUGAAGAAAGAGAAGUCGCAGCCGGAAAGGACUGAAGGUGAAGAUGACUCCGCCGCAGCUACAACGACAGUGGGUGAAGACGAGCGGAAGGCAGCAAGGGCCCCAAGCUCGGCAGGAAGUCACAACAGCGAUGAGUCUCUUGACUCGUCUCAUGCUUUACGCCAGUUGGAGAGUUUGUCCCAUGGUCACUUCGGCGACCUGAUGCGGGGCGGAAGUCUCAACUUGGGGCAAUCUGGAUCGCCUCUCCUACACUCCCAGCAUCAGUUCCCUUCCCUGGGCUUCAUGAUGGGCACCGGCCCUCCAAGUCCCGAAGGUUCUUCCAUCACGUCCAACGGCCCUGAUUCACCUUCAGAAGACAACAGCCAGAAUAUGUUCUUUCACGAUUCUGGAGGUUUUAUCUCAAACUUGGAUGUUCCCAUUGACAAGGACAACCCACGCCGCUGCACAGCUUGUGGAAAGAUAUUCCAGAACCAUUUCGGAGUUAAGACGCAUUUUCAAAAUGUUCAUUUGAAACUUAUGCAUAAGUGCACAGUGGAGGGGUGCAACGCGGCCUUUCCCUCGAAGCGGAGUCGUGAUCGUCACAGUGCCAACCUCAAUUUGCACCGCAAGCUUCUUUCCACGUCCUCGUCAGAUAAAUCUGGUGGUGGACUGUUCCUCGAGAAGUCGCCGUUUGCGUCCUUGGCAGGUAGCCCGUCUUUACACAGUGAGUUCCUCGCCCGUCUUUAUGCAGAAUCCCAGUCACUUCCCAUAAGUUUAGAUGCUUUCAAGAACCUCCCCCACUCUCAUCCCCAUCUUGGACCACCACCACCGCCCGGUAGUUUAGCAGAACAAAUGCUUAUAAAUGGUGACCGAAUACCACCCCCACAUCCAUCCCUCCUGCUUCCUCCUUUAGGCAGUCUUGCCGGCUUUCCUGGUCUGAAUAAUUUUACCGGCCAUUUGUCUUCUCCGGCAGCUGCAAUGUCUGCAACAGUGAACGGGACGAGUUCAUUAAACGAACGGAAGGAACGAUCGUCAGGAUCGAAUUCCCCAGCUUCUCCUCCGUCGCCCCCAACGGACCGCGUGGCCACGUCACCAAGUGCGGCUCCAGGCAAUACGCAGGUAUCACUCGUGUACAGUGUCGAGGAGGACAGUCCAGUGCCGGACCACGAUGGAUUUCUGUCGUGCAGUUUCUGUCGGAAAUCGCUGCCGGAUACUGGAGCGCUCAAAGAGCAUUAUGAACAGCUUCAUUUAGGGGAGAUGUUUAGGUGCACCGUUCCGGGCUGUGAUAAAGUGUUUAGCUCCCGGAACAAACGGAACCUUCACAGUGACAACGAAACAUUGCACAGUGGGGCCCAGCACUGCGCGCCAACAAGUGAUAGCUGCUCGUGACAUAGCGGGUCAAUCCUCCACCGCUACAACUCCCUUGUGCCAGCGUGGUGGUAGGUGCAGAAUGCCUUGCAGUCUCCAAAAUUUUAAUUUAAACAAUCGUAUUUACAUCCGGAAGGAAGGCCAGCAACCAAUACGCUACAAUUGACGAAUGUUUUAGAUAAGAUGUUACAUUACCUCAAGAGGAAUAAUUUACUGCACAUCUGAGAUAUCUUGAAAUGUUGUCAUUCUUCGCAUAUAUAUUGGCUUCAGGAAAAAAUUAACAUUCUGAGCUAACACACAAUAUACUUAAGGUUUUUAUUAUAAGACAUCCUAAAUAAGAAAGAUGGGCAGUUUCCAGAGGAGUGAAACUUGCGAGCUUACUACUCUUAACAAACAAACGAUAGAGAAUGAUUCUUUUGGGUGUACUAUGAGGAUUGUCAAGUCUUUGUUAUAUGCUAUAAACAAAAUAUAUCCCAGAGCUUCUUAGAGUCAAGUUUCAAGAUUAAAUUCCGUAGAUGGUAGCUGGUGACGGUGUGUAGGUGAAUGUAAUAUCUCACAAUUUUGUGAAAUAAUUGCAUAUGGAACACAGGGCUGUACAAAUUAACUAGCAUAAAAACAGCCGAAAGAAACAAAGUCCUUUAGGCCUAUAUGUAACUGAAUAUGAUGAGAUCAACUGGGCAUUACUCUAGUGCGAAUAUGGAAGUAAGAGAGCUAUGAUUGAUUACCGUAUUCAUACUACUGCCUAUUAUCAUAAUUGAGCUGUAACAGAAUAUGAAGUGCAAUAGGUCAAAUGUUGUGAAGCCCAAUUAAAAAUAUUUGCCAGCAAUGCAACACUGCAGGGGAAUGUCAGACUGUGUAUAAUGAUAUGAAAACUCUCGUGUUGUGUUUUCAAGGCACAGCUGCAUACUGAGUUGAUCAUUGUUUAUUUUAUGAGUAACUGUGUUGGUAAACAUGUUGUGUAAGCUGGGAACACUUAUAAACACUAUGAAUAUUGAAACCAAUAGACAAACUGAAUGUCUUUUAUAUGUGUUUAUGUGUACAGUCAUGCUAUCACUUCGAAAAAAAAUAUUGACUAAUGUUUCCAUGCACCGAGGUGUGUGUGUGUGUGUGACAGGCAUGUCUGUCUCAUCGCUGUGUAUACGACUAGUUAUACUAAAGGAGAUAUCCGAUUUUCGCCUCUAAGAGUAAAUAAAUUUAGUAUAAUAUUGUAAAAAUCUAUACUGCUCGAGUCAAAAUAUUGUCAUUCAUAUAAGAUGAAUAUUGUACAAGUUCAAACCAUGCUCACGCACGUAAAUUUUACUUUAGAGGUGAUAUUCAUUA